ACAAUAAAUGAAGCUCAUAUUUUGCCCAAUUGGUACUAGUUAAAGAAGGAAAGGGAAUUGAAGAUAGAAUUGGAAGUCCGUCGGGAAAUGGCUAUGGUUGGUGUACCGUCGGGGGUGUUGGCUUGGCCGAAAGUGAAAGUUGAGCAUGGAAGUAAAGCAGCUGGUAUGCCGCGGGUUUCCUGUUUCUCUAAAAGUACAUCAUCAGAAACCAAAAGCCCUUCUACUUCUACUUCUACUUCUACUUCUAGUGUGUUUGAUAACCUAUUCCUUAGUCUAUUCCGGAACAAAAUGGUCCAGGAGACGGGAUGGGAUUCACAAAAGCCCGGGUACGAGGGUCUGAUUGAAGUGGCUCAUCGUCUCACGCUUGCUCAGGACAAUUCUCAAACCAGAGACGCUGCGGUUCGGAUAUUGAGAUCAUUAUUCCCUCCUUUGUUGUUGGAGCUCUACCGGAUGCUUGUUGCACCUAUAGAUGGUGGUAAAUUUGCAGCCUUGAUGGUCGCAAGGGUGACUGCAUUAUCUUGUCAAUGGCUUAUGGGUCCAUGUUCUGUUAAUUCGGUGGAUCUUCCUAAUGGCUCCUCUUUGAUGAGUGGGGUUUUCGUGGAGAAAUGCAAGUAUUUGGAAGAGAGCAAAUGUGUGGGUGUAUGUAUUAAUACAUGUAAACUCCCUACACAGACUUUCUUCAAGGAUCACAUGGGAGUUCCAUUGCUGAUGGAGCCAAACUUCACCGAUUAUAGCUGUCAGUUUAAAUUUGGGAUUCUUCCUCCUCAGCAAGAAUUUGACGACGCUCUUAAAGAGCCAUGCUUGGAGAUAUGCCCCAAUGCUGUUCGUCGAAAAGAAAUGAACCACAGCACGCAUGCACACAAGUGUCCAAGAGCAUGAAAUCUGCUCAUUUUCUGUUAGUAUCUUAAUUAUCCUGUUAUUAUACUACCUUGAGUACUAUUGCUAGGCCUAGUUGAUGGGACUACACAAUGGUAUGCAUGCAAACUAAGCAAAAGAUGGGGCGCGAUGGAGGAAAAAGAUCUGCAUACCAGCAACUUGUUGGGCAUAUAUUUUAGUCAUGCUAGUUGGUCUACUUCAGGUUCUAUGCUUUUUAUGAGUCUUUUAACCCUGUAAGAGAUUUUUAUGCCAUUAGCAAAUAUAAAGGACUUCUGGUACUAUUUAUUUUUA
Capsicum annuum is the source of this 1167-nucleotide messenger RNA. RefSeq names its product beta-carotene isomerase D27, chloroplastic. The transcript is spliced from 7 exons. Gene Ontology annotation, molecular function: iron ion binding. The record is from RefSeq and is a predicted model, not a curated record. NCBI's taxonomy places the organism in Eukaryota, Viridiplantae, Streptophyta, Magnoliopsida, Solanales, Solanaceae. Bases 88 to 879 code for a protein of 263 amino acids.